Molecule: messenger RNA, 1296 nt
Organism: Aspergillus japonicus CBS 114.51
Lineage: Eukaryota; Fungi; Ascomycota; Eurotiomycetes; Eurotiales; Aspergillaceae
Exons: 4
Coding region: 70-888 (272 amino acids)
Cellular component (GO): EMC complex
Source: RefSeq, a predicted model, not a curated record
GACCCCAACUCUUUCUUUGAUCAAUCCAACCAGUCCCUUCGAACUAUCAACCAGCGACUGCUGCCUACCAUGCGCUCGUCCAGCAGCCCCCUUGUGGGACUCUUUCUUCUCCUGCUGUCUACACCAAUGCUGGUAUAUUCAGCCCUCACGAUCGCCAUUCCCUCAUCCAAUCUGCUCCCCAAUCCCCACGCUCUCCCCGCUGGAACCCAUGCGACGUUGACCACGCUUCCCUCGUCGCCCUCGUCGCCUUCGCAACUGACUGCAUCCCUCACUCGCUCUGCGACAUUCGUCUUCGCCAAUAUCCCUGCCCAAUCGAAGCCUCGAUCCUACAUUCUCGACAUCCGCUCGCCGGAUGUCAUCUUCGCCCCGUACCGCGUGGACAUUGCCGCUGAUGGAAGCGUUCUCGGCGUCUGGGAGACCUUCCGCGCGAACCCCUGGGAUAAUAGAGGCCCGGAGAAGUACAUCCUCGAUGUCACUACUGCCGCUGGGCAAGUUGGAGCUGUCUCUGCUGCAACCACGCCCGAUGUGACUGUCGAGGCCCGAGUCCUUGCCCGGAGAAAUUUCUACGAGGAACGCCCCCGGUUCUCGCCCUUGGCGCUGUUCAAGAAUCCUAUGAUCCUACUAGCUUUGGUCGCUUUGGGAUUUACAUUUGGCAUGCCGAAGUUGAUGGAAAACAUGGACCCCGAGAUGCGUGCCGAAUUCGAGAAACAAUCUCGCUCCUCCCCGAUUACGGGCGCCACACGCAGCGCCAUGGCCGGCGGCGGAGCGCCCGGCAAUUUCGACUUGGCAGGAUGGAUGGCUGGAGCCACUCCCAGGCCCGCGCCCGGUGCUGACGGAGUUGCUGCGUCGGGCAGAGAUAGUGGGGGUGCUUCUCGGAGAAGAGGAUAGACAUGCAGGCCCUGCGGCGUCGGAAUGACAACGCAGCGCGAGAAGUUUGGAUGCUCGCCAACCUUCAUUCCUGUGCUCGUACAGGAGGUAGAAAGCUCGACGUAUAACAUUAGAGCGAGCUUAAUCAAGCGAACCUUGCUAGCCACGCUUCACAACCAUCUUGCCUCGCGCCCGGGAAAGAAGCUCAUAUAGAAGGAAGUAUAUUUCAUCCGAGGAUUCAGAUCUAGCGUUUGAAUUUGAUUUAACAUAAGUACAUGAUUCAAGUCCAGCUAUUUUGACAUUGACGGAAAACAUUCCUGAAAAGGAGAUAUUGAUAUAGCUUCCAACAAAAAACCACGGAAGUUGCCUAGACGAGCAGACAGUUUGGGUUAACUCACUCUUGAGCUAGGAAUGUUGGAUCGGAUUCGU